Molecule: messenger RNA, 1249 nt
Organism: Rosa rugosa (rugosa rose)
Lineage: Eukaryota; Viridiplantae; Streptophyta; Magnoliopsida; Rosales; Rosaceae
Exons: 5
Coding region: 426-1145 (239 amino acids)
Biological process (GO): retrograde vesicle-mediated transport, Golgi to endoplasmic reticulum
Cellular component (GO): SNARE complex; endoplasmic reticulum
Molecular function (GO): SNAP receptor activity
Source: RefSeq, a predicted model, not a curated record
AUACUAAAGAGAGAUCACCGAGAAGGCCCAAAAGGGGGAUCAAAAAACUCGUCAUCGUCUCUCUCUCUCUGUUGGUUUUCGAUUCGUGUUCGCUUUUUCGGUGCGAAUUUCAAUUUCCGGUACCCGUUUUUGGGAUUCAAUUGAGUUGGGAUUAUUAGUCCUAUAGAUGUCUGAAUCACAAGGAGACGAACACGAUUCCACAAGCUUCAGGGCUUCAUCCGUCUCAGGUAUUUGAAUAAAUAUUGUUGCUGCUCCUUAGUUCAAAUUAGAUUAUUUGUGCAAUAUGUAUAUUCCAGUGAAGAAUAUGAAGGCAGGCUAAACAAUAUUCCAACAGUCUGAGCUGCUUCUUAUUCAAAAGGAAUACAAAUUGUAAUCUUCUAAUCAGUUGUCAGGAUUUUCAAUUUAUCCAAAUUCAGGGUUUUGGGAUGAAAAUCAGUAAAACAGAGGUGAACUUGAGGAGGCUGCUUGCAGCUGCUCCUCAGCAACAAAACCAGGCAAAACUUUCGCAUUAUGUUGCUACUUUACGAGAACAGGUAGAACAGCUAGCUGAAGAGAGAACACCGGAAGGCUUACCUAGAGUUUCAAAGGCUGUCUUAAGUGACUAUUCAGAGAAGAUCGAAGCCAUUGCUUCGAAAUUAGCUGCUCCAUUGCCUGAUUUGCAAGAACCACAGGAGUCCCUUGCAAGAAUUUCGGUUAAAGCAAAGUCUUCUGAAACAGGAGACAAUCAGAGUCCCCAUUCUCCAGGUCUGAGAAGAAGAUUUGUGCCCAACUCAAACAUCCAAGAUGGAACUCGUGAGACUCCUAGUGCAGAUUCUUUGUCACCUGUCAAACUUGACGCUGCAGCUCAAGCGCACAUUGAAAAGCAUAGAAGACUUCAGGAGGAUUUGACUGAUGAAAUGGUUGGGUUGGCAAGGCAACUCAAAGAGACUAGUCUCAUGAUGAGCCACUCCGUGCAGAACACUGAAAAACUACUUGACUCUACAGAGGAGGCUGUAGAAAGGAGCUUGGCUAGCACUGGUCAUGCCACUGCACGGGCAUCCGAUAUAUACUCAAAGACCUCCAAGACUUCAUGUUUCACAUGGCUUUUGAUGUUUCUAAUGACGUGUAUAUUCAUUAUGGUGGUACUUUUAAUUCGUGUCACUUAGUACGUGUAUCCUUGGGUAGGAAGACGAAGACUGAGAUUUCACAUGGCUUUUGAUGUAUCUAAUGACAUGUAUAUUCAUCAUGGUGGUACUUUUAAUUCGUGUCA